Messenger RNA from Chinchilla lanigera (long-tailed chinchilla), 4176 nucleotides. RefSeq names its product prostate transmembrane protein, androgen induced 1 (gene Pmepa1). The record is from RefSeq and is a predicted model, not a curated record. Gene Ontology annotation, biological process: negative regulation of transforming growth factor beta receptor signaling pathway. Bases 42 to 740 code for a protein of 232 amino acids. Gene Ontology annotation, cellular component: early endosome membrane; Golgi membrane. The transcript is spliced from 3 exons. Gene Ontology annotation, molecular function: R-SMAD binding. Lineage: Eukaryota; Metazoa; Chordata; Mammalia; Rodentia; Chinchillidae.
CGGAGCUGGAGUUCGUGCAGAUCCUCGUCAUCGUGGUGGUGAUGAUGGUGAUGGUGGUGGUGAUCACGUGCCUGCUGAGCCACUACAAGCUGUCUGCGCGCUCCUUCAUCAGCCGGCACAGCCAGGGCCGCAGGAGGGACGAUGGCCUCUCCUCGGAAGGAUGCCUGUGGCCCUCAGAGAGCACAGUGUCGGCCGGAGGAAUCCCUGAGCCGCAGGUCUAUGCACCGCCUCGGCCUGCUGACCGCCUGGCUGUGCCGCCCUUCGCCCCCCGGGACCGUUUCCACCGCUUCCAGCCCACCUACCCCUACCUGCAGCACGAGAUCGACCUGCCGCCCACCAUCUCACUGUCGGAUGGAGAGGAGCCCCCGCCCUACCAGGGCCCCUGCACCCUCCAGCUUCGGGACCCUGAGCAGCAGCUGGAGCUGAAUCGCGAGUCAGUGCGCGCGCCCCCCAACAGAACCAUCUUCGACAGUGACCUGAUGGACAGCGCCAUGCUGGGCGGCCCCUGUCCCCCCAGCAGUAACUCGGGCAUCAGCGCCACGUGCUACGGUAGCGGCGGGCGCAUGGAGGGACCGCCCCCCACCUACAGCGAGGUCAUCGGUCACUACCCUGGAUCCUCCUUCCAGCACCAGCAAAGCCACGGGCCGCCCUCCCUGCUGGAGGGGACCCGGAUCCAGCACCCACACAUCACCCCCCUGGAGAGCAAAGAGAAGGAGAAACAGAAAGGACACCCCCUCUAGGAGCCCCGGGGGCGGGCCAGGGCCGCUGUGGGUAAAAAGGCAAACACUCCGCACUUCCUAGAAGAGAAAGAGAGGCGAACAGGGCGACACACGGGAAAUGCUGCGUGUGACACCCGCCUCUCUGUGUAUAAAUAUUUACAUGUUAUGUCUGGUCUGAAUGCACAAGCGCAGAAAGCUUGCAAAAAACAAAACAAAACGAAAAACAAAAAAAUCCACGUUUCUUUGUUGAGCCGUGUCUUGAAGGCAAAAGAAAAAAUUCUACAGUAGUCUUUUUUUGUUUCUAGUUGAGCUGCGUGCGUGAAUGCUUAAUUUUCUUUUGUUUAUGAUGAUUUCACUUAACUUUAAAGACAUAUUUGCACAAAACCUUUGUUUAAAGAUCUGCAAUAUUAUAUAUAUAUAAAAAUAUAUAUAAAAUGAGAGAAAACUAUGUGCGAGGGCAGGAGUAUUUUUGUAUUAGAAGAGGCUUAUUAAAAAAAAGUUGUUUUCUGAACUAGAAGCGGAAAAAAAAUGGCAAUUUUUGAGUGCCAACUCAGAAAGUGUGUAUUACCUUGUAAAGAAAAAAAACUACAAAGCAGGGGUUUAGAGUUAUUUAUAUAAAUGUUGAGAUUUUGCACUAUUUUUUAAUAUAAAUAUGUCAGUGCUUGUUUGAUGGAAACUUCUAUCAUGUCUGUUGAGAGUUGGAGGGGGAAGGGUCAUAGACUCAGUCGAGGUCAGGCCCCCCGCCCCGCCUCCCGGAGCGAGACGCCUCUGUCUAGGGAUAGGUGGGUGCCGUGCGAUCUCUUCCCUACCAAAGCGGGGAUACGAGUUUUCCCUCUGGGCCAGAAUAGCUUUUGGGAUGCAGAGCAAUCCAAAGUUACCCCAGAGGCACCAGGGUCCAGGUGGUGGUUUUUGCCUUUCCCAAAAUGAAAAUAAACUGUUACCGAAGGAAUCUUAAGUUUUUCUUCCUCUGUUACGAGCUAGAAAGGUCCCUGUGGGAAGGGGCAAGGCGCCCCUUGCAGGCUGCAGCUGUCCCUGCACUUGGCACCCGGGCAGGCUGAGGCUCAGGUGAUGUGCGGGUGCUGGUAGCUUUGGGGGCGAUUCAGCAGGCUGCAGGAUGCAUCCGGGCUCGGACAGUACCCUGACUUGUAGGAAAGGCCCAAAGUAUUAGCGACUUGAGCUCAUCCCGUGGCCUUUUAUAUCUCGAUUUUCACAAUAAACCGAUGAUCCGAGGUGCGAAGGUGACAAGCCCAGGUUUCUCCCAGGAUGUGUGAAAGUGUUAAAUCAGAAAAGAAAAAGACAAAACAGUCAAACCAGCACACACCCGUGCGUCAGGCUUUAGCAGAAAUCCUUACCUUCUCCUGCCCCGCGUCUUCCGCAUCGUCUUGGACACAGUUGUAUGUGAUGUAUUUGUCGGUGGUUCCACGGGCCUCUCUUGUGCCAGGGUUUUGCUGAGUGGCUUUGGGGUGACUGCACCCCGCGGUGGUGGCACGCAAGUGGCAGAGCAGAAAUGGGCACCGGUAAACAGAGGUGGCAAGGGAGAGUGCCAGAGGAGCCCCUUGGGACGGGCAGGGACAAUGGCUGCACCUGAAGUCCUUCCUCCCCAGGGUGGACUUGCUAGUAGCCCAGGGAGUGAUCUUACUCCGCCAGAAGGGCAGGAAGCAUCCACUUCCGUGAGGAACAGAUGCUGAGGAGUGGACUAACAAAGAUAAAGAGGCAGUGACAGUUGCAAGCAACCUCUUUUUUUAUUACUUGAAAAAUACAACCUGAAAACGGUUCUGAAAUUCUGAUCCCUGGACCUCAAUGUGUCCACGUCAAGAGCUUAGUGACCGGCAGGACACUUCUUACAUGUGACAAGAGCAGAACCGGGCUUCCUGUGGGCUUUUAGCCUAACGUCCACUUCCCCCUGUAGAGGGUUCUUUCCAGAAGUCCUGCAGAGAAGUCGGAAUGGUUGUCCUGGAAGGUGCAGGGACACAAAGAUGUUCCCAAGGUGUUUUUUCCUUUUCGUCAGGUGUCCCUGGUGUCUUACCAAGGAUGGGUAUCUCUCUUGUCUCAGGGUGGGGAUGUCCCUGGGCACCGCCUAGCUCACCAGGUCUGGCAGCCCCUCCCCUAGUCCUAGAGGGUUCCUGCUGCUUUUGAAACAUCCCUGUCACCCUCCUGCCUCCUCCACCAGAGAUGCGCCCUGCUCAGGGAGGCGACCCUUCUUGUCCGAGCGUCCUCUUUAGUCAAGGGCUGUGCGUAACUCCCACUUGAGCUGAAAACCUGAAAAAUGCACCUCAUUUGUGUGCGUGGCAUCAGCCAAAAGCUGGGCUGAGGUAUCCUACUGUCCCUAUGCCAGACCGUUGGACUCUUGUUGCUCUGUGGUGUGGUCUGCAUUUACUAAAGUGGGGGACAUCCUCUGCAGCACCCACCCCUCUGCUGACACUCAGCAUAGACGUCGGUGGUUCCAGGGCUCAUGCCUCACAUGUCAGCGCAGGGCUCUGAGGAGAUGGUGCAUCCCCAGGAAACUGCUGGGGUGUUUCCAGAUCUGAAAGCUGCUCCUGGAGCUGAGCUCUUGGCUUCUCAGGACCCCCCAUCUCCCCUAGUUGUAAGCCGAGGUGUCAUUAUCCUUGAAGUAUCCAUCAGGGGCCCCCAUCCCUUUUCCAGCAGGAAGUUAGAUGGGGCCUUGGGGAGAGUGGCUGGUUGGAGGGGGACCAGAUCGGUUUGGGGGUUCUGCUGCUCCAUCCUGGGCCCAGAGCAGGUGGGAGCAUGUGGCUCUCUCCACCCCUCCCUUUGUUUGCUACCCAUCAACACCCACAUUUCUUGCAGAGAAAAAUCACUGCUUCUGCAAAGCCCAGGUCUGUAAGAACAGACUUAGCAAAUUGCACUAACAGCCAGGCAUCUUUUCACAAGCCCAGCAUUUUGGCAAAAAGCUGAAGGUGUCCCCUUUGACCCCACGGGGUAAGGCACAAACCAGAUCCACUUCCCUGUCCUUGUUGGUCCUGUCCCUGUGUAUUGUAUGUUUCAGAUUUUUUUUUCUAUGUGCAACACAGCUCCCAGAACUAUAAAAACCCCCAGUGAUGUGGAAAGAAAAUGCAUUGGGUUUUGUUGUGUUUUCUGGAUACUGUGCUCUGCGUGUCUCUCUACUAUGGAGUUCCAAAGGCUGGCGCCGCCUUCCGUUCUGCUGCCUCGUCCACGGCUGUCUGUCUGUCGCUCUGACUGCGAUGCUUGCAUGUUGCCUCUGGGGCGUUAGAACUCUCUCUCCUGCAGCCCUGUGUCCCAAGUUCUGUUCGAGUUAAACUUCUGUAAGCUCUCCGCACUCGCCAGGCGCAGCACCCAGGUUGCAGCUGUGAAGACUGUCUCUGGAUGCCAUCCACAGGCCUGAAGAAAUUGCUUGUUGUGUAUCAGUAAUCAUUAGUGGCAAUGAUGACAUUUUGAAAAGCUGCAAUACUUAUACAAUAAAUUUUACAGUUCUUUGGAA